AUGUCUCAAUCUUCUUCGCGCGGCAGCGAGCGCGUAAUUCAUCAAGAUUUCAUCGCGCGAAUCCGGUACUCGAAUGCGCUGCCACCGCCGCCAAUCCCACCCAAACUUCUCGAUAUCCCAAACACUGGUCUCUCCAGCGGCGUAUAUACAGCAGCCGGCUUUGCCUCUCGUCUAGCGCGAGAGCAGCCGCUGAACAUCGAGGCCGAUGCCGAGCUUGGAAUGCCAUUGGACCUGGUGGGCAUGCCCGGGAUCUUCGAUGGUGACGAGAGUUCUAUUCAGGCCCCAACUCAUACACCCCAAGUUCAUCCCCAUGAUCGAGCGCUCCUGAGACCUCUCUCCACACUCGGAAAACCUAAGGUCUCCGAAUCAGCAGUGUCUUUCCUGCGCCGCACUGAGUAUAUCUCUUCAGCUGCCAGUAAAACCCAUAAAGACUCGGGUGCACUGAGGUCGUUGAACAACAACGCUUUAAGACGGCCGCUGAAGAGAAAGUCGCCUGAGCCAGAGGCCGGCUCACCUGCUUACAUCAAGCGCAAGAUUGCGAAGAGCUUCCAAACCGGGGAGCAAUUCGCGAAGAACCCGCGCACGAUCAAAAAUCCUGCACCAGCCAAGCGAGCUAAAGGCAUCAAGGUUAAGGAUGCCUACCCUCUGCUACCCGAUCUAGAUGCUUUCCCCGACUCAGGCGCGUACGUAACGAUCAGAUUUCAGCACAAUCCGGUCACAGUAAGUGACACGUAUGAUGGCCGCCUUCUGUCCGGCAUCUUCAAACCCAUCGAGAAGACUGAGGCCGAGGAGAAGGCGUACGAGCUGGCGCUACAGGCGUGGGAGGCGGACCCGACCGGUGCCCGACCAGCAAAUCUCAUGAACUAUGACUACUACCUCGCGGACACGGCACGAUCUGCCACCAACUUCCGCGUCAAAUUUGACAUCACAAACCCGGAGCGCGAGGACGAGAGCUUGUAUACGGCGCGCACUAGCGAUGAUGAUGCCUGCUUCAUGUUCAACCGGCUGCGCGCGUACGAGACUGCCCAUGAGACCGAGCUUGAUCACGCGACCAAGUACGACGACGAGAUCAUCAUCGCCACCUCGAAGGGCAGCAGCGAUGGCAAGAAGGCGGCGUGGUACUAUCCGGUGAUGCAGCGCAGCACGAUCCGCGCGCAGCGAGGCAAGAACAUUGGCCGAGCUAUCGGUGUCGCGGGCGAAGAUGAGCAGGUUGUCGACCAGUUGGAGGUGACGGUUGAGGAUCCCACAGAGGAGAUUCUCGAGUACAUGCGGAGAUAUAAAGAGAACCCUCUCGGAAUUAGCGAUGAGGACGAUGAGGAUGCUGCCGGCGACACGCAGCCGUCGCAGCAUGGAAGAGAUGAUGACGGCCCGACAAACGGCCACCAUAGCGAGGAUGCUGCGGAUUCUGCCGAUGAGCCGGAUGCCGACGGCGACGAUGAUGAGUAG
Molecule: messenger RNA, 1446 nt
Organism: Phaeoacremonium minimum UCRPA7
Lineage: Eukaryota; Fungi; Ascomycota; Sordariomycetes; Togniniales; Togniniaceae
Product: putative rna polymerase ii- paf1 protein
Exons: 2
Coding region: 1-1446 (481 amino acids)
Biological process (GO): transcription elongation by RNA polymerase II
Cellular component (GO): Cdc73/Paf1 complex
Molecular function (GO): RNA polymerase II complex binding; chromatin binding
Source: RefSeq, a predicted model, not a curated record